Molecule: messenger RNA, 811 nt
Organism: Macrosteles quadrilineatus (aster leafhopper)
Lineage: Eukaryota; Metazoa; Arthropoda; Insecta; Hemiptera; Cicadellidae
Product: peptidoglycan recognition protein 4-like
Exons: 5
Coding region: 136-645 (169 amino acids)
Biological process (GO): peptidoglycan catabolic process
Molecular function (GO): zinc ion binding; N-acetylmuramoyl-L-alanine amidase activity
Source: RefSeq, a predicted model, not a curated record
UGAAAGUCAGACAUAUAGUACUGUUUACAAACAUCGACUGUACUUCAUUUUAUCAAAAUGUAACUUAUGUGAAACCAUCACUUGCCAAAAGAUAAUUCAAGUUACAAAUAGUAAGACUUCACAGGGAAUUCCAUUAUGAAUGAGAUCCCUCCUGAAGAGCUCAAUGAGCUAAAGACCCCCACGGUGGAGUACACGGUGGUAAGCCGAGCCGGUUGGGGCGCGCAGGAGUCCAAGAGUAGCCUCAAACCUCUCAAACAUCCUAUCAAGAACAUCUUGAUGGCAUUUAACACGAACGUGGAGGAUUGUACCACAAAAGAUGAGUGUAAAGAGCGCAUGCGCCAGCUGCAACAAAUGCACUUGGAUAAGGGCCUCCCGGAUAUGCACUACAAUUUCACAGUGGGAGGUGACGGCAACAUCUAUGAAGGAAGAGGAUGGAAUUAUCAGCCCGAGCCUUUUAAAGAAAAUUCCCAGUUUGACGAAACCAGCAUCUGCGUCGGCGUCUUAGGAGAUUCCAAUGACCCAGACCCAGAAAACCCGUUCCCGCCGUUGAUUCACGCUUUAUACCUGGCAAACUACGGAGUGGAACAAAAGUUUAUGGAAGAUCCGUACGAGUUUGCUGAAGAUGAGCAGAAGUUUGACAGUUAAACGCUGGAAAUAUAAGUAGUACAUUGUAAUAUGUAUAUAUAUGCAUCGACUUUUAUUCUUCAGGGAAUCGAAUCUAAUAUUUUAUGAUUCCAAUAAUAUUUAAUUACUUUUGGAACUUAAAAGUAUAAGCUUAUGAACUAGUUUGUCCCUUUAUAGAUAAAACACU